UGGGGGGGUAACCCGAGAGGCAGAAUCUCCAGGUCUGUGAUCCCUGGAUUCCUGCCGAAGGGCCUGAAGCAUGGAGGAAGGGGUCCCGGGGGUUGUGGCCGUGGUGCACCUGCUGGUCCUGUCCGGGGCCUGGGGCAUGCAGGUGUGGAUGACUUUCGCCUCAGGCUUUUUGCUUUUCCGGAACCUUCCCCGGCACACUUUCGGCCUGGUGCAGAGCAAGCUGUUUCCUUUUUACUUCCACACCUCCCUGGCCUGCGCCCUCAUCAACCUCUUCAUCUGGCUUUCACAGAAGAAGUGGGCCCAGUUCACCUGGUGGGAUGUCGGCCAGCUGCUCCUGCUGGCCGCCUCCACCAUUCUGGCCGCCCUGAAUGCCCGCUGGUUGGGCCCCCGCACCACGGCCGCCAUGUGGGCGCUGCAGGCGGCAGAGAAGGAGCGAGGCCUGGGCCGCGAGGUGCCCGGCAGCCAGGGGGGCCCCGACCCCUACCUCCAGCUGCGCGCCCGGGACCCCGAGUACGCGGCGCGGCGCCAGGCCUUCGUGCGCGCCCACGGGCUGUCCUCACUCUGCAAUCUGGGCUGCCUGCUGGCCAGCGGGCUGGGGCUGGCGGGGCUCGGCCUGGGGCUGCGAGCCAUCUAGGGGUCCCCCCGCACCCCCAGCCCCCCCAAUAAACCACGUGUGUGCCCGCUUGAGAA
Molecule: messenger RNA, 690 nt
Organism: Erinaceus europaeus (western European hedgehog)
Lineage: Eukaryota; Metazoa; Chordata; Mammalia; Eulipotyphla; Erinaceidae
Gene: TMEM205
Product: transmembrane protein 205
Exons: 5
Coding region: 71-634 (187 amino acids)
Source: RefSeq, a predicted model, not a curated record